UUAGUACCGCUGGCCGGUCGGACACAGCGUGGAGCAGGUGACGCAGAGCCGGCGCAACGUGACGGUGAAACCGCGGCACAGCUUGCAGGCCUUGUCGAGCCAGGGGCAGUGCUGCUCGAAGGCGUUCUCGUCCUCUGCGCACAGAUCGAGAGGCAGUGAUGACAUUGACGCAUGUUGUGUGUAUCCUGUGCCCUCACCCACCUCGCUCGCCUCUGGCGUCCUCGUCUUCUCGUUGGAGCUCCAGGUCGGCAGGCUGUCCUCCUGCCGCCGCUUCAUCACCUUCACCUGCAAAACAGACAUCUGCCCGUACGCACCAUCCGCUCGUUUUUCGCACCGCCCAGCUUGAAGGUGAUCACAUCGCCUUUCUUGAACGCCUCGUUGAGUUGUUGGCCGCCCUGCACACCGGGGUGGCUGCCAGUGCAAGCACACACCGAGCAGAUGAGGGGUAUUCGCAGCGUUCCAGUGCUCGUGACUGACCUUGUGGAGAUGAUCUCGGCGUUCUCCAGCAGGAGGUGGGUGCAUCGUCGACACGCCCCGUACUGUAAUCCAGUAGUAGCCGUCCUUGUCUUGCACACACCCGUCGCCCGUGAAGUAGUAGCCCGGGUCUAGGGGCGCGGGUACACGUUGAGCAGGCGCUCGUGGUCGCCAUACACCGUCCGAAGAGCUGGCGGAGGAUGGUGUCGACGGUGGUGGCAAACCAAAAAGGACGGCAGGCUGGGCAGCGCAAGAACACAGAUAAAGAAUACGGGGAAGCUCCUUCACCUCUAAAAAUUAAACGGCCGUCUCCGUCGCGAGUUCUCGACCGACCGUUUUAACGACACAGCGUACAGUGGUUGCGCAGACGUCGGCUUCUGCGGACGAACAAAUCCUGGUCAU
Molecule: messenger RNA, 876 nt
Organism: Vitrella brassicaformis
Lineage: Eukaryota; Vitrellaceae
Source: the annotation of a GenBank genome assembly